Messenger RNA from Colletotrichum godetiae, 741 nucleotides. RefSeq names its product family 61 glycosyl hydrolase. The record is from RefSeq and is a predicted model, not a curated record. Bases 1 to 741 code for a protein of 246 amino acids. The transcript has 2 exons. Lineage: Eukaryota; Fungi; Ascomycota; Sordariomycetes; Glomerellales; Glomerellaceae.
AUGAAGGUCUCAGCUCUCUUAGUAGCGGCCUGCGCUGCUCUUGCUCAUGGACAUUGUAUCUUUCAGAAAAUGUCUGUGAACGGCAAAGAGUACGGCUCCCUAGCAGGUCUCAGAGCACCGAACCAAAAUAACCCAACCGAAGACGUAACCUCCCAAGACAUCAUCUGCGGGAAAGUCGCAACCUCCUCCCAAGAAGUCAUCACCGUCGCGCCCGGAGACAAGAUCGGCUCCUGGUGGCAGCACGUCAUCGGAGGCGCCCAGUACCCCGGCGACCCAGACAACCCGAUCGCAAAGUCCCACAAAGGUCCCAUCACCGCCUGGCUCGCCAAAGUCCCCAGUGCGUCCAGUACCGGGAUAGCGGGGCUUCAAUGGUUCAAGGUCGCCGAAGAUAACCUCGAAACUAGCUCUGGGUUAUGGGGCGUCGAUAAGAUGAUCAACAAUGGGGGCUGGAGCUACUUCAACUUGCCGCAGUGCAUUGCGCCUGGGGAGUAUUUGUUGCGUGUUGAGUUGUUGGCUCUUCAUUCCGCUCAUCAGGUGAAGGGUGCGCAGUUCUAUAUUUCAUGUGCGAAUAUCAAGGUCACAGGCGCUGGGAGCUUUUCGCCUGGCUCGACUGUGAGCUUCCCGGGCGUGUAUCAGCAAAGUGAUCCUUCGAUCCUUAUCAACAUCUAUGGCACUGGUGGUCUCCCGAACAAUGGCGGCAAGGCGUACUCCGCCCCUGGACCGAGACCAAUUACUUGCUAG